UGGGCCCCGCGCUGCUCCUUGCGGCGGCCGCGGCCGCUUUCGCGCUGUCGGAGCCGGUACCGGAGGAGGAAGGAGGAGCGGGGCGGGGGGACCCCGGUCCCGCUCGCCUCCGCCUCCUCUUUACCCCCCCCCGCUGCCGCCUCCGGUGCAGCGGCAGCGGCGGCUGCGCCCGCGAAUGCCCCAGCGGGGACCCGGCGGCGCUGGAGAGCGGACCCCCCCCCCGCGGGCAGCGGCUUCCGCCUCGUCGUGUGCCCGCUGCUGUGCCAGAACGGGGGGGUCUGCGCCCGCCCCGAGGCCUGUCUGUGCCCCCCCCACUUCACCGGCAAGUUCUGCCACCUCCCGGCCAACGGCACCCGAGGGGGCCCCUAUAACCCGGGGGGACCCCUAAGUUUGGGGGGGCCCCAUAACCCGGGGGGACCCCUCAACCUAUGGGGGGGCCCAAACCUGGGGGGUCCCUCAGACGAGGGGGGGCCCCAAGCCCUCACCAGGUCCGUCUACACCCUGCCCUUGGCCAACCACCGUGAGGAAGAGGAUGGCGCCCAGUCCAUGGUCAGUAUCCACGUGCAGCACCCCCCCGAGGCCUCAGUCACCAUCCAUCAAGUGGAGCGGGUGCGGGGGGGGCGCAGGGAUGAGCCGCCGCCCCCCCCCACGGCCCCCCCCGCACCCAGAGCCCCCCCCCCGGCCCGCGGCCACCUCCGGGUGUCCCCCAAUGGGGAGGGGGCUGGGUAUGGGCGGUGCUUCCAGCAGCUGAUUGGGGGCGAGUGCAGCUCCCCCCUCCCCGGCCUCCGCACCCAGGACAUCUGCUGCCGGGGGGGGGCCGGCGUGGCCUGGGGGGUGCACGAGUGCCAGCCCUGCGCCGAGCUGCCCCAGCGGGACGCGCCGUGUCCGCCCGGCUUCCAGCGCCAGAACGGCUCCUGCGAGGACGUGGAUGAGUGCAGCGAGGGCGGGUUCUGCCGCAACGGGCUCUGCACCAACACGCGCGGGAGCUUCGCCUGCCUCUGCCCGCCGGGAUUCCUGCUGGAUGCGUCCCGCUCCAGCUGCAUCUCCCAGCAGGUGCUGUCGGAGGCGCGGGGUCCCUGUUUCCGGGUGCUGCGCUCGGGGCGCUGCGCCCUCCCCACCCUGCGCAACAUCACGCGCCAGAUCUGCUGCUGCAGCCGCGUGGGCAAGGCCUGGGGGGGGUCCUGCCUGCGCUGCCCCCCCCCCGGCUCCGAGGAGUUCAAGGAGAUCUGCCCGGCCGGCCCCGGGUACCAUUACUCUGCUUCCGACCUGCGGUUCAACACCCGGUACCUGGGGCAGGAUCUGACCCGCGUCCCCCUCGGGCGGCCCCGUGCCAGCACCGCAGCCCCCCCAGCCACGCCCCCGUGGCACCCGGAGCAGCAGCCGCGGCCAGGACCGGGCUCAGGACCGGGAGCGGGGCCCCCCCCCGUUGUCACCCCGGUGCCAGCCGCCGCCACGAGGCCACCGCGGCCCCCCCAGGACCCCCCCCCGGGCCCUGAGGUCAUUGUGGUGCCCAGACCCACCAUGGGGCUGCUGGGACCCAUCCCCACGCCGGAGGCACCAGCGGGCAACGUGUGCGAGCGGAACCCGCAGCUCUGCGGCCCCGGGCGCUGUGUCCCGCACCGCGGCGGCUACUCCUGCCGCUGCCACCCCGGCUUCUGGCUCAGCACCCAGGGCACCCACUGCAUCGACGUGGACGAGUGCCGGCGCAGCCCCCAGCCCUGCACCCAUGGGCGCUGUGAGAACACGGUGGGGAGUUACCGGUGCCUCUGCCACGCCGGGUACCGGCCCAGCGCCGCCGGCACCGACUGCCAAGACGUGGAUGAGUGUGCCCAGAGCCCCCCACCCUGCACCCAUGGGCGCUGCGAGAACCUGCCCGGCUCCUACCGCUGCCUGUGCCCCGGCGGGUACCGCGCCGCCGCGCCGGGACAGCCCUGCCAGGACAUCGACGAGUGCGAGAACGAGGCGGCGUGCCCUGGCCAGGAGUGCCUCAACACUCCGGGCUCCUUCCAGUGCCGGCCGUGCCGGGAGGGAUUCCGGCUGCACCGCGGCCGCUGCGCAGACGUGGACGAGUGCGCGGGGGGGGCUCCGUGCGGGCCCCGCGGCCGCUGCAUUAACACGGAGGGGUCCUUCCGCUGCGAGUGCGGGCGCGGGUACCGGGCGGGCGGCGGCGCUCCGUGCGCGGACAUCAACGAGUGCCUGGAGGGAGACUUCUGCUUCCCGCACGGAGAGUGCCUCAACACCGACGGCUCCUUCACCUGCCUCUGCGCGCAGGGAUACACCCGCACGGCCGCGGGCACCGCCUGCACCGACAUCGACGAGUGCCAGCGCGGGGGGGUCUGCGCCGGCGGCCGCUGCACCAACACCGACGGCUCCUUCGAGUGCCGGUGCCCGGCGGGGUUCCGCACCGACGCCGACCAGGCCGAGUGCCAGGACGUGGAUGAGUGCCGGGAGUACGGCGCGAGCCUCUGCGGUGCCCAGCGCUGCGACAACGUGCCCGGCUCCUACCGCUGCGUCACCGAGUGCCAGCCCGGCUACCGGCCCGGCGACGGCGGGGACUGCCUCGACGUGGACGAAUGCUCCAACAACGGGACCCUGUGUGGGGCUCACGCCACGUGCCACAACCUGCCCGGCUCCUUCCAGUGCGCCUGCGACCCCGGCUACGAGACCGCGCGCCACGGCCACCACUGCGUGGACGUGGAUGAAUGCGAGACCCUACGUGGGGUGUGUGGGGCCGAGCGCUGCGAGAACGUGGAAGGUUCCUUCUUGUGCCUCUGCCCCGACAGUCGCCAGGAGUUCGACCCGGUGACGGGGCGCUGUGGGGCCCCCCCCGCACCCCCGGGUCCCCCCGGAACCGCUGCGUGUUACAGCCAAGCCUGUGGGGUGCUGGCACCCAACGUCACCCAGCAGCAGUGCUGCUGCAGCCUGGGCUGGGCAUGGGGCACCCAGUGCCCGGCAAGCCCCUGCCCCCUGCCCGGCACCGAGGACCACGAUGCUCUGUGCCCGCACGGGCCGGGCCGGGCCGAGGAUCCCGGGGGCGCCCCCACCGACGUGGAUGAGUGCGGGCUGUUCGCGCCGCGGCUCUGCCGGGGGGGGGUCUGUGUGAACGCGGCCCCCGGCUUCAGCUGCUACUGCCCCAGCGGCUUCUACUACGAGCCAGAGCAUCUGCAGUGUGUGGACAACGACGAGUGCGCGGCGGCGGAGGCCGAGCCGUGCGAGGGGGGGCUCUGCCUCAACACCGUGGGCUCGUACCACUGCUCCUGCCCCCCCCCGCUCGUGUUGGACGCGUCCCAGCGCCGCUGCGUCGACAACGACACGAGCCUGGAGGCCGCGCAGGCCGUGUGCUGGCAGGAGGUGGGCGCGGACCUGGUGUGCGGGAGGCCGCGGCUGGACGCGCAGGUCACCUACAGCGAGUGCUGCUGCCUCUAUGGGCAGGCGUGGGGCAUGGACUGCGCGCUCUGCCCCGCGCGGCACUCAGAUGACUUCGAGCUCCUGUGCAACGUGCUGCGCCCCCCCAGCUACGGCCCCCCCGGCCCCCCCCCGCUUACGAUUACGCCCCCGACUUCGCCCCCCCCUUCGGGCUCCCCUUUGGCGCCGGCUUUUUUGGGGGGCCCCGCGCCCCCCCCCCCGCUUUUCCGCCCCGAUUACGACUCUUACGGCUUCGGCGGGGGGGGCCCGGGGGGGUUCGCCCCCUCCCCGCACCGGGGGCGGGGACCCCGCUAUGAGCCCCCCCCCGGCCCCCCCUGGGGGCUGCAGCCCCACGGGCCCCCCCCCCGCGGCUUCCCCGAGGAGCCGGGGGGGGGCGAGGAGGAGGAGGAGGAGGAGGAAGAGGAAGAGGAGGAGGAAGCGGGCCCGGCGCAGUGCGCGGUGCUCAGCGGGUGCCACCACGGCCGCUGCGUGCGCGUCCCCGACGGCUUCACCUGCGACUGCGACCGCGGCUUCCGGCUCGACCCCGCGCGGCUCGACUGCGUGGAUGUGGACGAGUGCUCGGAGGGCGCCCCCUGCCGGCCCGGCCGCUGCCUCAACACCCCCGGCUCGUUCCGCUGCUUGUGCCCCCCCGGGCACGCGCCCGCGCCGCGCCCCCCCCCGCGCUGCGUGCCCGCGCCCCCCCCCUCCCGCGCAUGAGGACCCCCCCCCCAAACCCACCCCCCCUCCCCCCGGGCCUAUUUAUUGUGUGUUACAGAGAGGUUCUAUAGAGAUGAGCUGGGGGGGGGGGGACACACACCCCAUCUGCACCCCCCCCCCCACCCCCAGCACAGGGCACGGGGGGGGGGGGGCACCCAUGGGUGUCCCUGCGGGUGCUCGGGGGGGGGUGGGGGGCGUUGGGGACCCCCCACACACUUUUAUACAAUAAAAGUUUUCUAUAAAA
Molecule: messenger RNA, 4366 nt
Organism: Strigops habroptila (Kakapo)
Lineage: Eukaryota; Metazoa; Chordata; Aves; Psittaciformes; Psittacidae
Gene: LTBP4
Product: latent transforming growth factor beta binding protein 4
Molecular function (GO): calcium ion binding; transforming growth factor beta binding
Source: RefSeq, a predicted model, not a curated record